Asterias rubens (European starfish) is the source of this 2228-nucleotide messenger RNA. RefSeq lists its product as uncharacterized. The record is from RefSeq and is a predicted model, not a curated record. Gene Ontology annotation, molecular function: filamin binding. Bases 476 to 1174 code for a protein of 232 amino acids. The transcript is spliced from 2 exons. Gene Ontology annotation, cellular component: actin filament bundle. NCBI's taxonomy places the organism in Eukaryota, Metazoa, Echinodermata, Asteroidea, Forcipulatida, Asteriidae. Gene Ontology annotation, biological process: regulation of chondrocyte development; actin filament bundle organization.
AUAAACACACGCACGUGCCGUGCUCUGUACGUACAUACUACACUGCUCUUCAACGAGAAAAACAAGAACAAGUUUCUCGUAAAUUUGGCAGAUAAAACACCAGUUAGUCAUCAGAUUUCGAACUUUGCUGAAACAACUUGCUCUUGUGGGUAUUUUAGGCCAGGUUUUUGUCUUGAAACACGUUGGUUUGUAGAGUUGGCGGCCACUGCUUUGGUUGUGAAAAAUAUCGUCUGCUAGGAGUUGCAUGCACAACGUAUACUGGUGCCAUUUUAAUGUCGCAAGUACUGUAAAUACGGCGAUUUGGUUUUAUCGAGUUUGCUGAAGAAUUGAUCUACAAGGCUCCGAAGCAACAAGCCAGUGGUGGACUCUAACUAUACGUGGAUUUCCUCGAACAUUUGUCAGAAUUUACUAGGAAUUUCUACCGUGUUCGGGCUUAUUGUUCAUCGUCGUUGCUCCAUAUUGCAUCUAUUUCAAAAUGGUGGUCAUUCCUCUUCAACGGUCUAUUCUUAAAAUUAGAGAGGAGGUUACAGAGAGGGACAUCGACCCUGCUGACAUUCCCUUCGGAAACCCUUCUCAGCUCUACCACCGUCAUCAUAACAAUCACACCGGUAAACACCUCAGCAAUGGCGGUAGUCUCUCAGGCUCAUCCUACACAUCGUCCAGCCACUCCAACAAGACGUACUCGGACUCCGAGUCAGACUCCUGCUUCUCAGAGGAGGAAGAUGACGGGGAGGACGACGCGCUGCACGGCAGGGAGUACCCGGUCCAUUACCGGCACUACUCGGAGAGCGUCACUUUAACGGAGAGGCCGGCCUACCAGAGACGGCACUAUGGCAUGGAAUGGGUCUUACAGGACCGGCGUCGCUUCCGCGAGGAGGUUCAGAUCAAACUGGGUGCCAAACCGACCACCAUGUACAGCACCACAACACAGUGUUUCAUCAAUAGUAAGUUCCGCUGGUACCGGGAUGCCGUGUACAUCAUGCCCGGGGCUGCCUCCUCGGCAGCGGCCCCGAAGAGGUUCACCACGACGGUGUUCAUCUUUCCAAAGUUCCCGCGGCAGAAUGUUGUGAGCAGCUUGGAGCACCACACGGCCAAGACGAUCAAGUGGUACAAAGUAUCCAUGGAGCUUGAAGCUCGAGAUUUUGUCUCCAUUAAAUUGGUAAACCUGUCUUGAUUUAUGUAGUGAUUGGGGUGAAACUGUGAAAACAUUUCUUUCUCAAAGAGAGAGAUAGACAUAAAGACAAUGUUGAACAAUUCGUGAGAUUCAAACGUACCGCCCAACGGAGGAUGAACCCCAAACGUCCGAGAUCAACCUCAUCCCCGUGGGUAUACCAUCUCGCAUUUAGCCGUAAUGGCCUGUACAACGGCACAGUGCCCAUGGGGACGAGGUCGGUGCGAGCUGCGAAUGCUGUCUGAACUCCUCAAUAUUGAGGAGCCGGUUGUGAACAAACUGUUACCUCACAGCAAUUCUUACUUUUAAACGUCUUCCGUAUAAACUCAAGGUUUUUUUUACGGCAUGUGCCGGUCAAAAAAAGAGACUUUUUGUCAGCAUUAUGAGAUGUGCUUUACUGUUUGUAUCUUUUCAAGUACGCAUUAUAGGUUUAUUAUGUGUGGGUUUUUUUCGCUGUCAAAAAUGUAUGUUACUCAUUGCUUGCUCAAACUGUCGAUUUCCCGUUCGUGCGAUAUCAGCUGUGUACCCUACCUAACUUGCUAUUACGGGGCAUGUUUCUGACUUCGGAACUUAAGCUAAAUAUUUGCAGUGUAGUAUCCGUGAGUAUUAUGCCAUUCCAAUGGGGAUUUUGUUGUUUUUAACGUCCUCUUGAUUUAAAUAAUAUUAACAUAAUGAGGUUGUGCGAAUUCCACACAACAAAGGCUUCUGCUUUUGUUAUGGAAGGGCGUGUAUUGCUUACUUGGACGAGAAAGUACAUUCAGUUUGCGUUUUUUGCAACAUAGCUGGAAGCUGUUUUGGUUGGGCAGAUAACCUUUGUUGCAAAGGCACCUCGAUCAACAGACUUCGGUAGAGAUUAAAUGUACACUGUACGUGUACGGCGCAUAGGGGUAAAAGGUACAGCUGUAGAAUUAUAAAGUGUAUGGUUUUUAUGAAUAUGAAUAUGCAGACAUCUGAAAACUAUGUAUUGUACGGUAUUUGGCGUUGUGUGGAAUUGUCCCCAAAUAACAAAUAUUUUGCCUGUCAGUUUAAUUUGUUCUUUCUUAAGGGUUGGUGGUGG